This is a messenger RNA of Sporothrix brasiliensis 5110, 1254 nucleotides long. RefSeq lists its product as uncharacterized. NCBI's taxonomy places the organism in Eukaryota, Fungi, Ascomycota, Sordariomycetes, Ophiostomatales, Ophiostomataceae. The record is from RefSeq and is a predicted model, not a curated record. The transcript has 2 exons. Bases 1 to 1254 code for a protein of 417 amino acids.
AUGUCACAAGUCGGCGUACGGUCUGUGACAGACAACCACAACAAUUACGACGAUGCGGGGCUGCUGGUCGGCCAGUCCACUGUUGAGGCCAUACUCGCUGACUCCGAGGUCAAGCGAGAGCUGGCGGAAGAUGAGCAAUGCCCCAUGUAUCAAACCGAUGUGUCCGUCCUCAGUCUAGACAGAUCGGGAGAAGUUGGUUCGCAUCCGAUGAUCCAGCCAGAACAAUUCACAUUCGGCGAGGUGGCAGCCACAGCAAGUGCACACGACAACGACAGUGCCGGCCUCCCAGCCGCACCAUAUCCUGAGCUCAACUGGACAAACCUCAAGCUAGUCAUCACGUCCGGAUCGCCUUCUACCGUAACCGCGGCAGUCAACAUCUCCAGAGAUCUGCUCACACGCUUGGCCCGGAGUCUCCAAGAUGUGGCCGACCAGAAGCAAGCGGAAGGGGCAUCCUAUUGGGCCCGAUUUGUCCGCGAGCUCUUUUUGGACAAUAGCCGCAAUUGGUGCCACACAGCGCCGUGCCCCGAGGCAGAUGCCUUUGUCACAUAUAAUGGAUAUGGAUGGUCUCAAGCUAUUGAUGCUCAAGUCAUCAAAAUCGAAUUAGUGCUGCACAACAUAACGAUGCACGGCCACAAGCUUGAAAAUGAAUGCGCAGAGCACGAGCGACGCCAUGAAGUCUUGCUCCAGCAAUACAACGAGGUCCAGGGGAAGCUGCUGAGAGCAAAGACCGAGCUGGAUGCGGUCGCAGCCAAGUGCUGGGAUUUUAUGCGCGGUGUAUCAGACGCUGCGUCAAAGGAACAAGCAAAGCUGCAGCAAAAACAUGAGGCACGAGAGGCGAAGAGCGAGGCGCUCCAGCACGAAGACGAUUCUGCCCAGCUAGGAGCACAUUUAUGGCGGCACUUGGACCGCUACGACAUCCUGUCCCAGGAAAUCGCUGCGCUGCACGCUGCUCUGCAAAGCUGCGCAGACCGAGUCACGCUCCUCAAGCAGCAGAGGGACGAUACCAUACCACGCAAAGCUGCUACACGCAAGCAGAUGGCUACAGCAGUUUCUCUUCAGCGCGGCCGCAAACGUCUGCUGGGAGUACUGCUUGUCUUGAUUUCCGUGUCCGCAUGGGCGACCACUCUUGCGGCCGACGGACGCACGACUGAAGAGUGUCCUGUAAAAUCGGCACUUCUGGAUCUCCUCAGGACGGCUGACGAAGCUUGGCUGCCAUUGAGAUGGUGGCCACAUGUGACAUUGGGGCAUUGUUAG